Elaeis guineensis (African oil palm) is the source of this 1437-nucleotide messenger RNA. RefSeq names its product metal tolerance protein 7. Gene Ontology annotation, biological process: monoatomic cation transport; transmembrane transport. Gene Ontology annotation, molecular function: monoatomic cation transmembrane transporter activity. Gene Ontology annotation, cellular component: membrane. NCBI's taxonomy places the organism in Eukaryota, Viridiplantae, Streptophyta, Magnoliopsida, Arecales, Arecaceae. The record is from RefSeq and is a predicted model, not a curated record.
UCAAACUCCGUCCCACCACCGACUCCGCUUCCUCUAAAGUAUAGCCUAUAUAUCAUAGCUUUCUUCUCAUUCUUAGUAGUAUAUAUAUAUUAUCUGGGAGAGAAGGGAGACAGGCAUGGCGAUGGAGCUCCGGUGCGAGUCGACGGACUAUAGGACGGAGCUGCUCUCGCCGAUGAGGCCUAAAGGGGAGCCGGCGGCGGCGGUACAGAGUUGGAGGCUUAACGUAAGCGACUUCCAGAUGCCGGAGGGGCCCAAGGACCCUUCGUUUGUCUCUCGAGUGUUCCGUAGGGCCCAUGGUAAGCAAAGUAAAAUUGCGAAAUACUACAGGAAGCAAGAAAAGCUUCUACAGGGAUUCAAUGAAAUGGAAAGCAUCGCUGAAUUAGGUUGUCUAGCAGGAGCUCCUACAGAGGAUGAGCUGAGAGAACUAGCAAAGAGUGAAAGAAUGGCAAUUAAUAUUUCAAAUAUUGCCAAUUUAAUUCUUUUUGCCGCAAAAGUAUGUGCAUCUAUUGAAAGCAAAUCCUUGGCGGUCAUCGCUUCAACUUUAGACUCUUUGCUGGAUCUUCUGUCAGGGUUUAUUCUCUGGUUUACAUCAUAUGCAAUGAAGAAACCUAAUCAGUACAGCUAUCCAAUUGGCAAGAAGCGAAUGCAACCUGUGGGGAUUAUAGUUUUUGCUUCUGUGAUGGCUACACUUGGUUUCCAGGUGAUUUUAGAGUCCGGCCGAGAACUCAUUACACAGGCUCACCCUACUUUUGACCAUGAAAAAGAGAAAUGGAUGGUUGGCAUUAUGGCUUCAGUUACGAUAGUGAAGUUCGUCCUCAUGCUUUAUUGCCGCAGCUUCCAAAAUGAUAUCGUCAGAGCUUAUGCACAAGAUCAUUUCUUCGAUGUCAUCACUAACUCCAUUGGUCUAGCAACAGCUUUACUUGCUGUUAGAUUCUAUUGGUGGAUGGACCCUGUUGGCGCAAUACUGAUAGCUCUAUACACCAUAAUCACAUGGGCGAAGACUGUACUCGAGAAUGUAUGGUCAUUAGUUGGGAAAACUGCACCACCAGAUUAUCUAACAAAGUUGACCUACCUCAUUUGGAAUCACCAUCAAGAAAUCCGGCAUAUUGACACAGUAAGAGCAUAUACAUUUGGUUCUCACUAUUUCGUCGAAGUAGAUAUAGUCUUGCCUGGUAAUAUGCCUUUGAGUCAGGCACACGACAUCGGGGAAGCACUCCAGGAAAAGCUCGAGCAGCUACCGGAAGUCGAACGCGCAUUUGUACAUGUAGAUUUCGAGUUCACUCAUAGGCCGGAACAUAAGACCAAGGUCUGAAAUUAUUAAGAGUAAGAGUGAUGUUAAUAAUGAUGGCAAGUACGGUAUUUUAUACGAAACAAUGUCUAAUAUAUAUUUUUCUGAGUCUCUUUAGAGCAUUUAAAAAAAGGAGAGGGCAUUUUAAA